AUGCCCAAACUAAGUGAACAAUUUUACAAAAUCAUCAGAUUCUCUUUCAGGAACUAUAGUUCGAAAACAGAAACGAAACCAAAGAAAGACGUGGACCCUUGCAGGACGUUCAAAAUAUAUCGCUUCGGAGGUAUUCUUUCAAAGGAACAACCCAAAAUACAGAGCUAUGAACUAGACGUUUCAACAUGCGGCAAAAUGGUUCUAGACGCUUUAAUUAAAAUAAAAGAUAAAGACCCAACUCUGACGUUUCGGAGAUCCUGUCGUGAAGGUAUCUGCGGCUCUUGCGCGAUCAACUUACAAGGAAUGAACUGCUUGUCCUGCAUCACUGAGAUACCUCCAGCCAAGACCAUCACCAUACUCCCAUUACCCCAUAUGUAUGUCAUCAGAGACCUGGUAGUUGACAUGACACAUUUUUUCAAUGGCUACGAUAGUAUUCGACCGUAUCUUGUGAGGAAAAACGAUGGAGCCAUUGGAAAAACUCAAUUAGCCCAAAGCAUUAAAGACAAUGAGAAAAUGGUCGGAUUAUAUGAGUGCGUUUUGUGCUCAUGCUGUUCUACAUCAUGUCCUAGUUACUGGUGGAACGGUAGGAGGUUCUUAGGCCCUGCCACGUUACUCCAUGCGUAUAGAUGGGUCAUAGAUUCAAGAGACGACGACACGGAACAAAGACUGUAUGAAUUACGGGACAGUUUCAAAGCAUUCAAAUGUCACACCAUCAUGAACUGCUCGUUGGCUUGUCCCAAAGGCUUACAUCCAGCAAAGGCUAUUAUGAACCUAAAAAGACUAAUUUCAGGCCUAGACAAAAAACCUGUUCCAGAAAUAGAUCCUGGCAAGUUCAAGUCUGGCGGAGACAGUGGCAGUGGCAAAAACAAGAAAUGUUGCCCCUGA
Bombyx mandarina (wild silkworm) is the source of this 885-nucleotide messenger RNA. RefSeq lists its product as uncharacterized. NCBI's taxonomy places the organism in Eukaryota, Metazoa, Arthropoda, Insecta, Lepidoptera, Bombycidae. Gene Ontology annotation, molecular function: electron transfer activity; 2 iron, 2 sulfur cluster binding; oxidoreductase activity. Gene Ontology annotation, biological process: respiratory electron transport chain; aerobic respiration; tricarboxylic acid cycle. The record is from RefSeq and is a predicted model, not a curated record.